Messenger RNA from Sesamum indicum (sesame), 2092 nucleotides. RefSeq names its product glucan endo-1,3-beta-glucosidase 6. Gene Ontology annotation, molecular function: hydrolase activity, hydrolyzing O-glycosyl compounds. The record is from RefSeq and is a predicted model, not a curated record. Gene Ontology annotation, biological process: carbohydrate metabolic process. Lineage: Eukaryota; Viridiplantae; Streptophyta; Magnoliopsida; Lamiales; Pedaliaceae.
AAGUCCCACUCUCAAAAAUUCACUGGUCCCUCCUUUUUCUCACUUCUCUCUCUCUCCCCUGCAAUUUGAGCUAACAUAGAAAAGCACUGGUUACUACCACAGCUACACUCUUUUACAGCUUACCAUUUGCUCAAAUGAACUGAGCAUCACCUCACCUCACUUCACUUCAUUUCUUUUUCUUUACAAGAUCUAUUUUUUAUUUUCUUUUAACUCUCUUUAAUUAUCUGUUCUUCCCCAAGAAGUAGAGAUCUACUCCAAAUGUUUCGCCCUCUGCUCCUCUUCUUCCUUCUGCUGUUAGGGACUCGGGCGAACGGGUGGACACUUGGUAAUCAUGGGAGUGGGAAAGUGUUUUCAUUCUUCAGUCGAUUCUGGAGUGAGUCUGUCGCUAACAGAGAUGUUGAUGAUCCUGCAUCAUUGAACUUGGACAAAGUGAGUGCUCUUAGUCAACCCAAGGCAGAUUCCCGGAGAUUAUCGUCUAGCCCAGCCAAAACGAGUGCCAUCAGUCAUGCUGUGGCAGUGGGUGGCAUAGGUGCCAACUGGGGCUCACAGUCGUCUCACCGCCUGCCACCUGAUAAAGUGGUGAGGAUGCUAAGAGAAAACGGCAUUCAAAAAGUUAAGCUUUUCGAUGCUGAUUACGACACAUUAAAAGCUCUGGGUGGGUCGGGGAUCGAGGUCAUGGUUGGCAUUCCCAAUGACAUGCUUGCAAAUUUUGCCAGCAGUUCGAAGGCUGCUGAAAAAUGGGUUUCACAGAACGUCUCCCAUCAUCUCACCUCCAAUGUGCUGAUCAGGUACGUAGCUGUUGGAAAUGAACCUUUCUUGGAGACAUACAACGGAAGCUUUCUCAGGACAACUUUCCCGGCUCUCAAAAAUGUUCAAGACGCCCUGACAAAAGCAGGCCUUCGCAACCAAGUAAAGGUCACUGUCCCCCUCAAUGCCGACGUCUACACCACGGCAAGUGGCUUGCCAUCUGGAGGUGAUUUUCGAGCUGAUAUUCAUGAUUUCAUGAUCCCAAUUGUCAAGUUACUGAGUGAUAAUGCAGCCCCAUUUACGGUCAACAUAUACCCCUUCAUAAGCCUCUACACAGACUCCAACUUCCCUGUCGAAUAUGCCUUUUUUGAUGGGAACGCUACACCUGUGAACGAUGGAGGUACGAGUUACUACAACAUGUUUGAUGCCAACCACGACACUCUUGUCUGGGCAUUACAGAAGAAUGGGUUUGGAAAUUUACCUAUUAUAGUUGGCGAAAUCGGCUGGCCCACAGACGGUGAUAAGAAUGCCAAUGUAGAAUACGCUCAGCGGUUCAACCAAGGCUUCAUGACUCAUAUAUCAGGUGGAAAGGGAACCCCCAUGAGGCCUGGCCCGAUCAACGCUUACCUAUUCAGCUUGAUCGAUGAGGACCAAAAGAGCAUUCAGCCCGGAAACUUUGAGCGCCACUGGGGAAUAUUUAGGUACGACGGCCAACCUAAGUACGGCCUCAACCUCGGCACGACGAGUUCAGGAACUCUGGUCCCUGCAAGAAACGUGAGCUACUUGGACAGCAAAUGGUGUAUAAUGAAGCCAAAUGCAAGGCUCGACGACUCUCAGGUCGCUCCGAGCGUGAGCUACGCUUGUGGGCUCGCCGACUGCACUGCUUUGGGUUAUCAGACGUCAUGCAGCAAUUUGGACGCACGGGGGAAUAUUUCGUAUGCGUUCAACAGCUACUAUCAGCAGAACAAUCAGCUCGACGAAGCCUGCAAGUUCAACGGCCUCGGGACGAUAACGAGAGCGGAUCCGACCACCGGAACCUGCAGGUUUAAUAUCAUGAUCAAGGCAUAUUAUAGUGGUGCAGGAAGAAUUUCAGGCUUUUCUCGGAAGACAUUGUCGUUGGCUCUGGGACUAACCAUCUUUUUCUUGAUUUAUUUGUGAGUUUGAUGGUGGGGAGAAGGUUGCUAGCAUUCAAUGUGAAAACUGCCCAUGAUUUUCUUCUUUUUUUUUGUUUUUGUCUUAAUUUGGAGGGGUUGGGAUUAUUAGCAUUUGAUGGGAAGUUUGUAGGGUUGGGAUAAGAUAUUGUUCCCAAGUGCUUAAUGCCUAAUCAAUGGAGAAUUUGGAAUUA